AUGGUCCAAGGUUUGCCGGCCUAUGAUAACCAUCCUGUUGUUCGCAGGGCCCGUGCUGCUGGACAAGAGAGCCUUGUAAGGCCCCUUGGGCUCUACUGGGACGGUGUCCGGUACUCCGUGCACAGUUCUUUCACUGGGUUCUACAUCACCGACAUCUUGUCUGGGCAGAAGUUUGUAUCUUUUCUGCUUCGCUACUUUGCAAAAGAUUCGCGAUUUUCUGUUGUUCGGAAGACAUGUGCCGCUGUGGCUGCCGUGGGUGGUGCAGCAUCUUUCCGCUGCUGGAUGCUUGGGUGA
Molecule: messenger RNA, 294 nt
Organism: Symbiodinium sp. CCMP2456
Lineage: Eukaryota; Dinophyceae; Suessiales; Symbiodiniaceae
Source: the annotation of a GenBank genome assembly